Beauveria bassiana ARSEF 2860 is the source of this 1572-nucleotide messenger RNA. RefSeq names its product protein arginine N-methyltransferase. The coding region runs from base 1 to 1572 and encodes 523 amino acids. The record is from RefSeq and is a predicted model, not a curated record. Gene Ontology annotation, cellular component: nucleus. Gene Ontology annotation, biological process: peptidyl-arginine methylation. The transcript has 3 exons. Lineage: Eukaryota; Fungi; Ascomycota; Sordariomycetes; Hypocreales; Cordycipitaceae. Gene Ontology annotation, molecular function: protein-arginine N-methyltransferase activity.
AUGUCCAUUUCCAGCGAUUCCGAAAACUCGGAUACAGCCGACUGGUUGGAUGUAGAGCCUGAUGAGGAGAAAAUUGUCUUUGUAUCACUGUUUGAUGCCAAGACUUUCUCUAGCCUGGAGGGUCUUCUUACCUACUGCACGUCUCAGUACGCCUUCGAUUUGGUCGCUACCGUGCACCGUCUUGAACUUGAGUUCCACGAUGCUAUUAAACUGAUAAAUUUUAUCCGAGCUCGUACGAAGGAGAAGCAGAAUCUGCCCACAGCUAUCUCGACUCGAGACUUUUCCGACGAUAAGUAUCUCAAACCCGUCCUUGAGAACGACGCUUUGCUCUUCUCACUGGAUGAGAUUCUCAACGAAGGUCCCGAGGAUCCCCGACAUGACUCAUCCGAGAAGAGGACAUCUGUCGAAGCCAGAAAUAAAGAGCUUGAGGCCGAACUGGCCGCCAUCAAUGAACGGUUCGCUAGUUAUCGACUGGCCGUAGAGGAGACACUGGACAAGCGGUGGGGCGACGAAAACGAGGCUGGAACCCUGAGCGAAAAAAAGAAGGACUCUUCGGAUUAUUACUUCGAGUCGUAUGCUUACAACGAAAUUCACGAGACUAUGCUCAAAGAUGAGGUCCGUACCAACGCAUACCGUGACUUCAUCUACGAGAACAAGCAAUUAUUUCAGGGGAAAACAGUUCUAGACAUUGGAUGCGGAACAGCAAUCCUGAGUAUGUUCUGCGCUAAGGCCGGUGCUGCGCAGGUGAUCGCGGUGGACAAGUCGGACAUCAUCGAUAAAGCUCGAGAGAAUGUAUUCAACAAUGGGCUGGCAGGAACUAUUACUUGCUUGCGUGGUGCUAUUGAGGACGUAAAGCUCCCUGUUGAUCAGGUUGACAUUAUUGUCAGCGAGUGGAUGGGCUAUUGCCUGCUUUAUGAGGCUAUGCUGCCUAGCGUUUUAUACGCGCGCGACAAGUAUCUUCGACCUGACGGCCUCCUCGUGCCCAGCUCUGCUACCAUUUGGGUGGCACCGGUCCAAGAUUCAGAAUACGUCACGGAUACUGUCUCGUUUUGGAGAGAUGUUUACGGAUUUGACAUGAAGGCCAUGCAGGAGUGCAUCUACGACGAGGCCAGGAUCCUCACAGUGCCGCCUGCUGCAGUAUGCGGACAGCCAUGCCCAUUCAAGAUUCUGGAUCUCCAUACUGUGAAGCCGGAGGACUUGUUUUUCACUGCGAACUGGGAAUCUCAAAUAACGCGCGAUGUCGAUUCAUUGGAUGGCUUUCUGAUUUGGUUCGAUAACUUCUUCGUGAAUUGCCGGGCCGAUAGAGUACCAGCACCUGAAAUAACGCCUGACAGCUUCGUGAAACAGAAGCCUGGCUAUGUGGCUUUUACUACUGGACCAUUUGGAAAGGAAACGCACUGGAAGCAAGGGCUUUUGCUCCAACCAUCCACACAGCUGAAGGCCUCGCAGCCAAAACUGACCGGCCGAAUCGGCUUUUCUGCCUCGGAGGAAAAUGCCAGAGCUCUUGAUAUUCAACUGACAUGUACUGAAGAAGGUCAGGAGGAGAGAGGCCGACUGUGGAAACUGAAAUGA